Brachypodium distachyon (stiff brome) is the source of this 414-nucleotide messenger RNA. The record is from the annotation of a RefSeq genome assembly. Lineage: Eukaryota; Viridiplantae; Streptophyta; Magnoliopsida; Poales; Poaceae.
AUGAAAUUAAAUCUUUAUGUACUGACUCCUAAGCGAAUUAUUUGGGAUUGUGAAGUGAAAGAAAUCAUUUUAUCCACUAAUAGUGGUCAAAUUGGGGUAUUACCAAACCAUGCCCCCAUUAACACAGCAGUAGAUAUGGGUCCUUUGAGAAUACGCCUCCUCAACGACCAAUGGUUAACGGCGGUUCUGUGGAGCGGUUUUGCGAGAAUAGUUAAUAAUGAGAUCAUUAUUUUAGGAAAUGAUGCGGAACUGGGUAGUGAUAUUGAUCCGGAAGAAGCUCAACAGGCACUUAAAAUAGCCGAAGAUAACUUGAGUAAAGCUGAGGGUACGAAAGAAUUGGUUGAAGCGAAACUAGCUCUCAGACGAGCUAGGAUACGAAUCGAGGCUGUCAAUUGGAUUCCCCCAUCCAAUUGA